Molecule: messenger RNA, 4557 nt
Organism: Alligator mississippiensis (American alligator)
Lineage: Eukaryota; Metazoa; Chordata; Crocodylia; Alligatoridae
Gene: PIGK
Product: phosphatidylinositol glycan anchor biosynthesis class K
Exons: 13
Coding region: 32-1240 (402 amino acids)
Biological process (GO): proteolysis; protein localization to cell surface; attachment of GPI anchor to protein
Cellular component (GO): GPI-anchor transamidase complex
Molecular function (GO): GPI-anchor transamidase activity
Source: RefSeq, a predicted model, not a curated record
CGUGGCUCCUCCUGCCGCGGCCGCCGGGAGCAUGGCCGCUGCCCGGGCCCCCGCGCCGCGCCGCCUGCCCACCCUGCUCCUGGCGUGCUGCAGCCUGGCCGCGGCGCUGGCCCCGCAGGAUCAAGUAGAACAGUUUUUUAAAAGUGGGCAUACAAACAACUGGGCAGUUCUGGUGUGCACCUCUAGAUUCUGGUUUAACUACCGUCACGUGGCAAACACCCUUUCCGUUUACAGAAGUGUCAAGAGGCUAGGUAUUCCUGAUAGGCCCCUGGCAGAUGUUACAUUUACUGUGCACUGCAUUCACAUUGUCCUGAUGCUAGCAGAUGAUAUGGCAUGUAACUCCCGGAACCCUAAGCCAGCAACUGUAUUUAGCCACAAAAACAUGGAGCUAAAUGUCUAUGGAGAUGAUGUGGAAGUGGAUUACAGAAGCUAUGAGGUUACUGUCGAGAACUUCUUGCGUGUAUUAACAGGGAGAAUCCCACCAAGCACACCUCGAUCCAAGCGUCUUCUUUCUGAUGACAAGAGCAAUAUCCUAAUAUAUAUGACUGGUCAUGGUGGAAAUGGUUUCUUGAAAUUUCAGGAUUCUGAAGAAAUUACUAAUGUAGAACUUGCUGAUGCCUUUGAACAGAUGUGGCAGAAAAGAAGGUACAAUGAAUUGCUGUUCAUUAUUGAUACUUGUCAAGGAGCAUCCAUGUAUGAACGAUUUUAUUCUCCUAAUAUAAUGGCCUUGGCUAGUAGCCAAGUAGGAGAAGAUUCACUUUCACAUCAGCCAGAUCUUGGGAUCGGAGUUCACCUUAUGGACAGAUACACAUUUUAUGUCUUGGAGUUUCUGGAAGAAAUUCACCCAGCUAGCCAGACAAAUAUGAAUGACUUAUUUCAGGUUUGUCCUAAAAGUUUGUGCGUUUCUACACCUGGACACAGGACUGAUCUUUUUCAGCGAGAUCCUCAAAAUGUUCUGAUAACAGACUUCUUUGGUAGUGUACGAAAGGUGGAAAUUACAACAGAAACUAUUUCUCUGGAUCCUAAUUUGGCUAUCUUGGAAAGCAGUUUCGCUUGUGGUUUCGCUUCAGAGAGAGAGAUGGCAUCAGCUAUGCCAAGUCUUUCAGGCCUAUACAUUUUCAAUAGUCCAGUUAUAAGGACUCCAAAGGAUGAGAUUACAACAGAAGCUCUGAAAUAUGCUGAGCAGCUUCCUGUAGCUCAGAUUAUACACCAGUUUAAAGUAGCAGUUCUUUGUCUAUAAUUGUGAACCCAAUGAAAAGGGAAAAUGGAAUCCUGUCUGGACGUUCUCCAGUAAACAAGAACUCAGAGUCCCCUUCCCACAUUCUGGCUGCUGUGCUGUGGAUCUAAUUUCUUUCACUACUGUGCUUAUGUGGGAAUUGUUGGACCUUUUAUGGCUUCUGCUUUUCAUGCCUGCCAGCCUAACAAAACUCCGUGGACAAAGAGAGGUACUUCUGUGCCCAUGAGGAGCAAAACAAACAUUCUGUCAAAAGAAACAACUGCUGGUAUAGACUUGUGCCAAUUUCCAUAAUGUGCAUGGACAUAGAGCUCUGAAGAGAAAUGCUGCCAAGAUUUUAUGUGUGUAUCUGUGAGAGAGCAAGCUCCUGUCUGCAAAUUACUCAUUUGGCUGCUGUAGUAGAAAUAUGGAUGAACUCCAGUGUUAAGGAUGAUCAAAAAAUUAUGAUGAAACCCUGUCUUAUUGUCCCCAAAUUGGAAAACUAUCCUCUCAGUUGCAUGUUCAGCUUUGUUUUAUAAAAUCUAGAGGGUUGAUUGCCAUGGUAACUUCCAUACAAGUUAUACAAAGUUAGCUAAGAAAGGGAAUCUUCAUCUGUUUUGCUUCAAUAAGCUACUGAACAAAUUCCUGACUUGCUUGUAAUUACAGGUCCCUUAAUAUCAACAGUGUCAUUUAAAAUUAGUUUUCACCUUGUCAAUUACCACAUCAGCUCAAAAUUGAUUUGUACUUUACAUACCGCAAUGUAUGCCCUUUGCUUCAUACAGACAGCAGGGUUGGCUCUUACCUCUUCUCAUGAAAAGACUAAAGAGCAGAAUGCUUUACUGGGGUCUUGUAUUAACAAAAGUUAUCAUAUUAAUAUACUACAGUAUAUUUCCCAGUAAGCCAUAAAUACUUUGAUGAAUAAUUAAAGUACAGUACAUUUAUCAAACAUAGUGUGCGUUUUGUGUGUUACCCUUUAUGGACACUAAUUCAAAAAAUCAGUUACUUUCUACUCUGUUAUAUGUAAGAUGCACCUAACCUUUUUCAGUAUUCCUUAUGUAAGAAAAAUAAAACGACAAAAAAAAUCACUUGAAUACUAUCCAUUAGCAUUUUAUUUCUAAUUGUAUUCUAUUUCAUAUGUCUGGAAGAAAUCAACCCAGAAAUCCAUAAUUUGUGUCUAGCAGGCUCUGGACCAUGUUCAUUUCUUGCAUUGGAAUAUACCAACAUAUGUAUAUUACAGAAAUCUGGGGGGGUUUCUCUUUUCUUCUGUUUUGUCUCUAUGUACAACAUAGUCUCAGGAUAGCAAAGGAAAUAUUAGUGCUAUUUCUUAUAGUCAGAACCUCAUGAAAAGCCUGACCAUAAUAUUAAAGCUUUCCAUUUUUAGAAAGAUAAAAUACAUGAAUAACAAAGAAGGGUAUCUUGCAUAAGGCACCCAAAUUGUCAUGCAUGUAUUUUUUGUUUUUUUAGGUUUUUUUUGUUUUUUUUUUUGGGGGGGGGGGGUUUGGCUACCUAUUCCUAUUUAAGAAAACCCACAACAACCCCUCUCCUACAACCCCCCCCCCCCCAAUAGCACUGAGUACUUCCUACACUCCAAAAAGAAAUGACUUUGCCCUAACCUAUUCCAACUGCCCAGAGAGAUUAGAGGUCUCAAACAGUUCUUUUUAUCCAGUAUGAAAUGUUGCAUGCACAGCUCAUCUGUCAUUUCCAGUCCGUGCACUCUAGUGUUAUACCAUUGUCUUUCUCCUUACUUUUUUCUUUCCUUUAUGAAGAAGCUUAGGUACACAUAGUGAAUGACCAGAUAAUUCUCUAGUUUAACCUUAUUUUCUCUCUCGCUGUAUGUGCGUGUUUUUAGCAUGUGGCCCAUUGUAAAGCCCAUAGCUGGGCUCUCAUUAGGCAACUGCAUUAGAGCAUGUGAUGUGUAUACCACAGCAGCAGCAUACUGUACUGGGACAGCCCUGAGCAGGCCUAGCUCACCCCUCCUGCAUACAUAUUCCAAACCCUGAAACAGGCCAUUGAAGACAUUCUGGGAUCAUCCCCAGUGAAUGAUCUCAAGCCCAGCAGAGGCUCAGGUUUGAAGUGUCACAGCAAGAUACAUUAGCAGAGGUUCUGUGAUGCAUUUCCUUGUUUGGUGUGAAUGGGCAGUGCAUAUUCAGGGUGGAGACAUGCUACUGUAGCAGAAAGCCCCCUUUUCCUCUUGCCUGCAUUUGCUCUCCCUUCUUUGGAUAUCUUUCUCUUUUUCUACCUUUCUUCCUUCCUCUUUCUUUCACUUUAAGAUAAGGAAUUGUGUUUUAAAAUUUUUGUGUGCGCAUUUUGUGUCUCCCCUUGUAUUUUGGUAUUUUUAUCUAUUUGUGUGCCAUGGCAUUUGUAGCUUAUAUUUUAUACUCCUCACCUUUCAACUGAAUGUGUUUUAGUAAGUUAUACAUUGUAACAUUGAAUCAAACUGCCCUUCCUUGUAUCAGGCUGGCCUGUGAAAGAGUGAGUGAAUCAGUGAUUGAAUGUGUAACGUGAUUGAAUGUGUAACAUGGAAGCACACAGGAAGCUCCAGGAAGAGCACACACCAACUGCUGCAGCUUCCUUAGCCUGACGAAGGGGUUUUGAACCCGAAAGCUUGCUUAAUAACUAUUCUCCAACCAUUUAGGUUGGUCUAAUAAAAGAUAUCAAAUUCACCCAAGGAACCUUGUCUGCCUAACAUGGAAGCAGGCAGCAAUUAUCACCUGGAAGCUGAACUCAAUAGAAGACAAUGUAACAACCGGGAAAUCUCUAAACGUCACUGAUCAAGGGCUAGAAGCCCUGGCCUGACUUAAUUAACACCAGAGACCAACUUUUGGGCUGAGUAUCUCCAGAUCAACCACUCCCAGAGCCCUAUUCUAAAUUCAUCAACGGACUCCCAAACCUGCAUGUACAUGUGGACAACCCCUGGGGCUGACAGAUGCUGUCCAGUAGCCACUGAGGGGGGGAAAGUCCCAUGAGGGUCAAUGACCCCUGGAUUGGGCAAACCUGAAAACUGGGGAGUCACCAAAGUCUGCCAGGGACAGAUAAAAGGCAGUGAAAAGUGACCCUCAGUGGCGCCCUUUUGAUCUCCAACUCGACCAGACCUGUCCAGCCAGAAGGACCAGCCGGCGACCCCCUUCUGAAAGAUAACACCAUGCUGAAAGAAGCCUCAACGACAGACUCCAGCGCUUGUAGGAUAGGUAUACCUGACUCUGUAGCCUGCUACUGUGUGUGUGUGGUGUGUGUGUGUGUGUGUGUGUAUGUGUAUGUGUCUGCAUGUGUGUGUGUGGGGACCAGCCCCAAGGUUUAUGAUUACAGUGUUUCAAUCCGCCCAAUAAACUAGAAUUUUAAGGAUC